UUCCCCUCCAACAUGUCCGCAGUUAUUAGACGAAAGUUGCGCAUCGGUUCGUCAGUGUAAGAAGAGAAUCGAUGUUGCGUGGUUUUAUUCUUCGUGAAAGUGUUGUGCUAUCUCUGAUCACUGUUUUCUUCUCUCACCGAUAUUUUUUCGGAACACCGUUACAAGUUAAACACUUAUGAAUGGAAAAUGCACGCGAUAAAAAAACUCGCAUUGCUACCAAGGGCGUUCCCACUUCUCGUUCGAUCUAUAACAGCUGUUGAAACGAUGAGUGGAAAUCAGGAUUAUAAAUCGGCCAAAUCGAUUUACGAUUUCACGGCUAAUUCUAUUAAAGGCGAAGAAGUUCCUUUGUCGAAAUACAAGGAUCACGUAUGCCUGAUCGUAAACGUUGCCUCGAAAUGUGGACUCACUGCGACGAACUACAAGGAACUGAAUGAACUCCAUGAUGAGUACAAUGAAUCCAAAGGUUUACGUAUCCUGGCUUUUCCAUGUAAUCAAUUUAAUGGCCAGGAACCUGGCAGCAGUGAUGACAUUUGCAGUUUUGCUGACAAACAAAAGGUAAAAUUCGAUCUAUUCGAGAAGAUCGACGUAAAUGGUGAUCAUACUCAUCCUUUAUGGAAAUAUUUGAAAAAGGAACAAGGUAGUAUCUUUGGUAAUUUCAUCAAAUGGAAUUUUACGAAGUUCAUCGUUAACAAGGAAGGACAAGUCGUCGAACGUCAUGGUCCUAACGUGAAUCCUAACAAGUUGAAGGAAAAUCUCGAGAAAUAUUUUUAAUAACCAAUAAUAACCAUGCAUUACGUUUAUCUUUACGAUGUCAUAUCGAUCAUUAAUAAUAUAUUUAUAGACCAAUAAGAUCGCUAAACGGGAUUAAUUUAUAUUAUACACACA
This is a messenger RNA of Vespula pensylvanica (western yellowjacket), 885 nucleotides long. RefSeq names its product probable phospholipid hydroperoxide glutathione peroxidase. Lineage: Eukaryota; Metazoa; Arthropoda; Insecta; Hymenoptera; Vespidae. Gene Ontology annotation, biological process: response to oxidative stress. The record is from RefSeq and is a predicted model, not a curated record. Gene Ontology annotation, molecular function: glutathione peroxidase activity. The coding region runs from base 187 to 771 and encodes 194 amino acids. The transcript is spliced from 6 exons.